AUGGAGACUACUGAAAUCGCGCCGACUGCUCAAUCAAAGUUACCGAAGGUAGCAACGGGCGAUUGGAUUAGCUCCCUACCGGACGAAAUCCUCUCCCACAUUCUCUCUUUCCUCCCAACAAAAUACGCCGUCGGCACCUCUUGCCUAAGCCGACGUUGGAAGGAUCUGUGGACUGGGCUGUACGAGCUCGAUCUCGACAACCGCGACACCGUGUUGGGGAACACAGCCAAUCGCGACGAGAUUCUUCAGAGGCGAGACUUGGAGUUCCGCCGCUUCGUCGACAGGGUUCUGAGAGAGCACAAGGAUCUCAAUUCUCUGAGGCGUUUCCACUUACAUUUCGCUGCACCGAACAGCAAGGUGAGCCCCAAUUUCUUGAUGAGGUUAAGAUUGGCGCCCGAUGAAUCUCAGCUUGAGGAAAUGGAUGUUAGUUUUGAGGUGAACCAUUUUUGCAUACCUUGCCUUCCAGACACACUCUACAGUUUGAAUCGUCUAAAAAUUUUGAAGCUUAACAGCGUUGCGUUAGAGAGCACCACAAAAGGGUCUGUUCUUCUUCCUAGUUUGAACAUGCUGCAGCUUUUGAGAGUAGGGAUUAAGGACUGUGAGUCAUUAAGCAGUCUCAUCUCUGGUUGCCCUGUUCUAGAGACUCUACAUUUGGAAAAUUGCUACUACUCAAACAGGAAGGAGGGUGACGAACUCAUUGCUUCCUUACCUUACUUGAAGAACUUGACCGUUAUCGACAAGGGCGUCCUUGGUACUCGGUUGUGCUCCUUUAUAAUAGAGGCACCAUGUCUUGAGCAGCUUUAUCUUGACCAUUUCCCUGAGUUUGAGUUUCAGGACAGUAGUCGUCCUAUGCCAUGCCUUCAUUCAGUGCAUAUUGACACUGGUCAUUAUGGAAUUUCGGAGCGUGGCUUGAUUAGGUUCCUCGCACACGUCUCUAGUGCAAAGGAAAUACACUUAUCACCGCAGAUUCUGGUAAUCAGCAUUGUUCCUUAG
Molecule: messenger RNA, 993 nt
Organism: Linum tenue
Lineage: Eukaryota; Viridiplantae; Streptophyta; Magnoliopsida; Malpighiales; Linaceae
Source: the annotation of a GenBank genome assembly